AUGAUUAGAUUAUUUCAAUCAUUUUGCUUGUUCUUUUUCAGCAUUCAUCUAUUUCUCUAUGGUGUAAUUGCUGAUCAAGUAAUUGGUAAUGUUGCGUAUGUACAUUUAGGUGUAGAAUCAAAAGUUGUGCUUCGACAAAUUAAAGAUGGUACCAAUCCAUAUGAUUUACCAAUCGAGAGUUUUUCGGAUUUUGUCGUGAAUUUGGAUGCAGUAGAGUAUUUGCAUCGGAUAUCAGGACGUACUGAAUUUAAAGAGCUGCAGGAGCUGAAGUUAAAUGAUUAUGACCUGCAGGAGCUGAAGUUAAAUGAUUAUGACCUGCAGGAGCUGAAGUUAAAUGAUAAACAGUUGAUAGAGAUUGCUCAGAGAUAUAUUCCUACAACAAGUAAUGAUGGAAAAGGUUUGGGAAGCAUCAUUGCAUUUGUUAAGCAAAAACCAUCCGAGUUGAUCUUGUGGAUUUUCAAACAAUUUAUCAAUCCCUUUAAGUUCUUGUUUGGUAACUUUGCGUUCAAGAGCUUUACUUUUUGCUUUGCUUUGAUCAAAAGGAUCCCCUUCUACACGAGAAAAGUAACUGGCUGGUACUAUGGUACACUGAGCUUGCCAGUAAAAUGUUUUGUUGGUUUGGACUGGAUCGAUACAGAGGCUCAAGGACCGUUUUUGGUUGGAUGGGAAACAUUUACCUUAAAUGACAAUUGCGCUGAAACAGUGACUAAGGAAUCAAUUGAAAAAACUUUAUCUCAUGGCAAAAUAAAUGCAAUUGAGGAUGCAAAUGCAAGUCUUUGCCAUUUGUACAAACACGAAGCAGGCGCUGACUCGGGAGAAUGGAUUGCAAAGAUUAGAAUAUUUCCAGUCGUGAAGGAGAAUAAGGAUGGGUUUAAAUUUCAAGAUGAUAUUAAUAAUAGUAUAUGGGACAUAUCAUGUGUUGAAGCAGGCGCCAACAAGGAUAAAAACAAAUCACUUUUUUCAUAUUUACAAAGCUAUCUUGUAGCUUUGAUUUAG
Lodderomyces oxycetoniae is the source of this 996-nucleotide messenger RNA. RefSeq lists its product as uncharacterized. NCBI's taxonomy places the organism in Eukaryota, Fungi, Ascomycota, Pichiomycetes, Serinales, Debaryomycetaceae. Bases 1 to 996 code for a protein of 331 amino acids. The record is from RefSeq and is a predicted model, not a curated record. The transcript has a single exon.